Balearica regulorum gibbericeps (East African grey crowned-crane) is the source of this 5836-nucleotide messenger RNA. NCBI's taxonomy places the organism in Eukaryota, Metazoa, Chordata, Aves, Gruiformes, Gruidae. The record is from RefSeq and is a predicted model, not a curated record.
AACAAUUGAUAUUUUAGAGCUGACAGAACAAGAAGAAUUGCUGAAAUUUCACUACCAUACCCUCCGAUUAUAUUCAGCUGUUUGUGCUUUAGGCAACAACCGAGUGGCCCAUGCUAUGUGUAGCCAUGUGGAUGAAUCUCAGCUCCUGUAUGCUAUUGAGAAUAAAUAUAUGCCAGGAUUAUUACGUGCAGGAUAUUAUGACUUACUCAUUGACAUCCAUCUCAAUACCUAUGCAACUGCCAGGUUAAUGAUGAAUAAUGAAUUUAUAGUUCCAAUGACUGAUGAGACCAAGAGUAUUACUUUGUUUCCUGAUGAAAACAAAAAACAUGGCCUCCCUGGUAUAGGACUUAGCACUUCAUUAAGGCCAAGAAUGCAGUUCUCCUCUCCAAGUUUUGUAAGCAUUAGCAGUGAAUGCUUUCAGUUCAGUCCUGAAUUCCCUCUGGAAAUCUUAAAGGCCAAAACCAUAGAGAUGCUGACUGAAGCUGUUCAAGAAGGCAGCCUCCAUGUCAGAGACCCAGUUGGAGGUUCUACAGAAUUUCUGUUUGUGCCUCUCAUCAAGCUCUUUUAUACACUCCUAAUUAUGGGAAUCUUCCACAACGCGGAUCUGAAACACAUCUUGCAGUUGAUUGAGCCCCGGGUUUUCAAAGAAGCAAUGAGCCAGGAGGAUGAAAUUGAUUUUUCAGAGAAGGAGCUGAGUUCAGACGAGCUCAAGUCAGAAGGAGAGGAAGAAACCAGAGGGGAGCAAGUGCCAAAGGAAGGACUCCUUCAGAUGAAACUUCCAGAACCUGUUAAAUUACAGAUGUGUCAUCUACUCCAGUACCUGUGUGACUGUCAAGUACGACAUCGAAUAGAAGCCAUUGUUGCAUUUUCGGAUGAUUUUGUGGCCAAGCUUCAAGAUAAUCAACGCUUCCGGUACAAUGAAGUGAUGCAGGCCUUGAACAUGUCUGCUGCCCUGACAGCUAGAAAAACAAAAGAAUUUCGAUCCCCACCUCAGGAGCAGAUUAACAUGCUGCUGAACUUCAAGGAUGAUAAAAAUGAUUGUCCUUGCCCAGAAGAAAUUCGGGAUCAACUCUUGGAUUUCCAUGAAGACUUAAUGACACACUGUGGAAUUGAACUAGAUGAAGAUGGAACCUUGGAUGGAAACAGUGAUUUAACCAUUAGGGGUCGCCUCCUAUACCUCAUGGAAAAAGUUACAUAUCUGAAGAAGAAACAAGCUGAGAAGCCAGUCGAUGAUGAUGCUAAGACAUCCUCUACUCUUCAACAGUUGAUUUCAGACACAAUGGUACGCUGGGCCCAGGAAUCAGUGAUAGAAGACCCGGAAUUAGUGAGGGCCAUGUUUGUAUUGCUACAUCGCCAAUAUGAUGGUAUUGGUGGCCUGGUUCGAGCCCUACCAAAGACCUACACCAUAAAUAGUGUGUCUGUGGAAGACACAAUCAAUCUUCUGGCAUCCCUCGGCCAAAUCCGUUCCUUGCUUAGUGUCAGAAUGGGGAAGGAGGAAGAGAAACUUAUGAUUCGUGGAUUAGGAGACAUCAUGAAUAAUAAAGUAUUUUACCAACAUCCAAAUCUCAUGAGAGCUUUAGGCAUGCAUGAAACUGUCAUGGAAGUGAUGGUAAAUGUGCUUGGUGGAGGAGAAUCCAAGGAAAUCACUUUCCCAAAGAUGGUGGCAAACUGUUGCCGCUUUCUGUGUUAUUUUUGCCGCAUCAGCAGGCAGAAUCAAAAAGCUAUGUUUGAUCAUCUUAGCUAUUUAUUGGAAAACAGCAGUGUUGGCCUUGCCUCUCCUUCUAUGCGAGGAUCAACUCCUUUAGAUGUUGCAGCAGCCUCUGUGAUGGAUAACAAUGAACUUGCACUAGCUUUAAGGGAACCUGAUCUGGAGAAGGUAGUUCGCUACUUAGCUGGAUGUGGAUUGCAGAGUUGUCCAUUGUUGAUUUCUAAAGGCUACCCCGACAUUGGAUGGAAUCCAGUUGAAGGAGAGCGAUAUUUAGAUUUCCUUCGUUUUGCCGUAUUUUGCAAUGGAGAGAGUGUGGAGGAGAAUGCUAAUGUUGUAGUCAGAUUGCUUAUCCGUCGACCUGAAUGCUUUGGUCCAGCUCUAAGAGGAGAAGGAGGCAAUGGGUUACUUGCGGCCAUGGAGGAAGCAAUACAAAUAUCAGAAGAUCCAACAAGGGAUGGACCUUCCCCAAGUAAUGGAUCUAGUAAAACCCUUGAAAUGGAAGAACAAGAAGAUGACACUAUUCACAUGGGAAAUGCAAUCAUGACCUUUUAUGCUGCUUUGAUUGAUCUCUUAGGACGUUGUGCCCCUGAAAUGCAUUUAAUCCAUGCUGGUAAAGGGGAAGCCAUUAGAAUCAGAUCAAUUCUACGGUCUUUGAUUCCACUGGAAGAUUUGGUGGGAGUAAUUAGUAUUCCUUUUCACAUGCCAACCAUAGCUAAAGAUGGUACUGUGGUGGAACCUGACAUGUCUGCGGGGUUUUGCCCAGAUCACAAGGCAGCCAUGGUUUUGUUCCUUGACAGGGUCUAUGGAAUUGAGGACCAGGAUUUUCUUCUACACCUUCUCGAAGUUGGCUUUCUGCCAGAUCUUCGUGCUGCUGCUUCUUUAGAUACGGCUGCUUUAAGUGCUACGGAUAUGGCUUUGGCUCUGAAUCGAUACCUUUGCACAGCAGUCUUGCCUCUGUUGACCAGAUGUGCUCCUCUUUUUGCUGGCACAGAGCACCAUGCUUCCCUCAUCGAUUCCUUAUUACAUACUGUGUACAGACUCUCAAAGGGAUGCUCUCUUACCAAAGCUCAGCGAGAUUCUAUUGAAGAGUGUUUACUGUCUAUCUGUGGGCAGUUGCGGCCUUCCAUGAUGCAGCAUUUGCUGAGAAGAUUAGUAUUUGAUGUUCCUCUAUUAAAUGAACAUGCAAAGAUGCCUCUCAAGUUGCUGACAAAUCAUUACGAAAGAUGCUGGAAGUAUUAUUGUUUGCCAGGUGGAUGGGGUAACUUUGGUGCUGCAUCAGAAGAAGAACUUCAUUUAUCCAGAAAGUUGUUCUGGGGUAUUUUUGAUGCUUUGUCUCAAAAGAAGUAUGAACAAGAACUGUUCAAAUUGGCUUUGCCUUGUUUGAGCGCAGUUGCAGGGGCCUUACCUCCAGACUAUAUGGAAUCAAAUUAUGUGAAUAUGAUGGAAAAACAAUCUUCAAUGGAUUCAGAUGGGAACUUUAAUCCUCAACCUGUUGAUACAUCAAACAUUACGAUCCCUGAAAAGCUGGAAUAUUUCAUUAACAAAUAUGCAGAACACUCUCAUGACAAAUGGUCAAUGGAAAAGUUUGCCAAUGGAUGGACAUAUGGUGAAACAUAUUCUGAAUCUGCGAAAGUGCAACCAUUAAUGAAACAAUAUAAGUUACUAUCUGAAAAGGAGAAAGAAAUUUACCGAUGGCCAAUCAAAGAAUCACUAAAAACUAUGCUGGCAUGGGGAUGGCGAAUUGAAAGAACACGGGAGGGAGAUUCCAUGGCACUGUAUAAUCGGACGCGUCGCAUAUCUCAAACCAGUCAAAUCUCUGUAGAUACAGCCCAUGGUUACACUCCUCGAGCAAUUGACAUGAGCAAUGUCACCCUCUCCAGGGACUUACACGCUAUGGCUGAGAUGAUGGCUGAAAACUACCAUAACAUAUGGGCAAAGAAAAAGAAAAUGGAGCUUGAAGCAAAAGGAGGAGGCAACCAUCCUCUUCUUGUUCCUUAUGAUACCCUCACAGCCAAAGAAAAAGCCAAGGACAGAGAAAAAGCACAGGAUAUUCUGAAAUUUCUACAGAUUAAUGGAUAUGUUGUCUCCAGAGGACUUAAGGACCUGGAAUUAGACACACCUUCCAUUGAGAAACGCUUUGCCUACAGUUUCCUUCAGCAACUUAUAAGAUAUGUGGAUGAAGCCCAUCAGUAUAUUCUGGAGUUUGAUGGUGGCAGCAGAGGCAAAGGAGAGCACUUCCCAUAUGAACAAGAAAUCAAGUUUUUUGCCAAAGUUGUGCUCCCUUUGAUUGAUCAGUAUUUUAAAAAUCAUCGCCUAUAUUUCUUAUCUGCAGCAAGUAGGCCUCUCAGCAGUGGAGGUCAUGCCUCUAAUAAAGAGAAAGAAAUGGUGACAAGCCUGUUCUGCAAACUUGGAGUUCUUGUCAGGCAUAGGAUUUCACUGUUUGGAAAUGAUGCAACAUCAAUAGUCAACUGUCUUCACAUACUGGGCCAGACCUUGGAUGCGAGGACUGUGAUGAAAACUGGUCUGGAAUCUGUUAAGAUGGCAUUGAGAGCAUUUUUGGACAAUGCUGCUGAGGAUCUGGAGAAAACAAUGGAAAAUCUUAAGCAAGGCCAAUUUACACACAGCAGAAACCAGCCAAAGGGAGUUACACAAAUCAUUAAUUAUACCACAGUUGCUCUCCUGCCAGUGCUAUCUUCAUUAUUUGAGCACAUUGGACAGCACCAGUUUGGGGAAGACUUGAUAUUGGAAGAUGUUCAGGUUUCCUGUUACAGAAUAUUGGCCAGUUUAUAUGCUCUGGGAACCAGCAAGAGUAUCUAUGUAGAGCGGCAACGAUCAGCACUAGGAGAAUGCUUGGCCGCUUUCUCAGGUGCCUUUCCAGUGGCUUUUUUGGAAACUCAUUUGAACAAACAUAAUAUCUACUCAAUUUACAAUACCAAGAACGUGAGAGACAGAGCAGUUCUCAAUUUACCUACUAGUGUAGAAGAGGUUUGCCCAAAUAUUCCUUCCUUAGUGAAGCUAAUGGAAGAAAUUGUGGAACUGGCAGAGUCUGGUAUUCGUUACACACAAAUGCCACAUAUCAUGGAAGUCAUACUGCCUAUGCUGUGUAGUUACAUGUCACACUGGUGGGAGCAUGGGCCAGAAAACAACCCUGACAAGGCUGAAAUGUGUUGCACAGCCUUGACGUCAGAGCACAUGAACACUCUGUUGGGUAACAUAUUGAAAAUCAUCUAUAACAACCUUGGUAUUGAUGAAGGAGCAUGGAUGAAGAGAUUAGCAGUGUUUUCCCAGCCCAUCAUAAGCAAAGCGAAGCCACAGCUCUUAAAGACACACUUCCUGCCACUGAUGGAUAAGCUAAAGAAAAAAGCAGCAGUGGUUGUAUCGGAUGAAGAACAUCUAAGAGCAGAAGGCAGAGGUGACAUGUCGGAGGCUGAACUGCUCAUCCUAGAUGAGUUCACCACUUUGGCACGGGACCUCUAUGCCUUCUACCCUUUGUUGAUUAGAUUUGUGGACUAUAACAGGGCAAAAUGGCUGAAAGAGCCCAACCCUGAAGCGGAAGAAUUGUUCCGCAUGGUGGCUGAGGUCUUCAUUUACUGGUCAAAGUCUCAUAAUUUCAAAAGGGAAGAGCAGAACUUUGUGGUACAAAAUGAAAUCAACAACAUGUCUUUCCUUAUCAGUGACACCAAAUCUAAGAUGUCCAAGGCAGCAGUUUCUGACCAGGAGAGGAAGAAGAUGAAGCGAAAAGGUGACCGGUACUCUAUGCAGACCUCUCUCAUUGUGGCAGCCUUGAAGAGAUUACUUCCUAUUGGCCUAAACAUUUGUGCCCCUGGAGACCAAGAGCUAAUUGCACUGGCCAAAAAUCGAUUCAGUAUGAAAGAUACUGAAGAUGAAGUACGAGAUAUCAUUCGCAGUAAUCUUCAUCUCCAGGGCAAGCUUGAGGAUCCCGCCAUUAGGUGGCAGAUGGCACUUUACAAAGAUUUACCAAACAGGACUGAAGAUUCCUCAGAUCCAGAGAAGACUGUGGAAAGGGUCCUUGAUAUCGCUAAUGUGCUGUUUCACCUGGAACAGGUUAGACACAUUUUCCCAAUUCCAUUGCUUCUUAAUCUAAAAAAAAAAGCAUUCAGCCUUUAA